Molecule: messenger RNA, 2955 nt
Organism: Dermacentor albipictus
Lineage: Eukaryota; Metazoa; Arthropoda; Arachnida; Ixodida; Ixodidae
Source: RefSeq, a predicted model, not a curated record
GCUCACGGAGUGCACGCGCCUCGUAUGGGCUCCGUAUAUUUCAAACUCUUGUGGCCAAACAAUCACCGCUGGACCCAAACUAACGUCGGAACCAGCUUCCGGAAGUGGUCCGCUACCGAUCAAGACCAGUCCCGACGCCAGGGACCCAGGACAAGGGUUUCUACGACCACAAGAUUGCUAACCCUAACAAGACCUUCAGCUGCUCCGUCUGGCCGAGAGACAGGUGCGCCGCAGCUACGAAGGUGCGCGGCGUCGCUGUCGCAGUCCUGGCUCCCGAGGACUUCGCCCAACGACUCGCACCCUCGUGAGAUCAAGUAAGUGCAGCCCCUCCCCUCGUCAUGGAGGUAGUAGAGGUUGAAGGCACGAAAAUAGCCCCCGAAGAAGUUUCCGUUGAAGCAGGGUGGCUUGUCAGCCACCGUAAGCAACGACAGACUACGCAGGCAUCAUCCCUACUCAUACACGGAUCCCUCCAUGCAACAGCAAGCGCACGCACCGAGAGUACCGAGCAGCCCGCACUACGCCGACGCGCACCACGGCAACCACGCCUUCCGAAGAAUGAUAUCAAGAUCGUCAUACGCCCAAGAGACGGUUUCAACGUGUCCAAACUAGGAGACGCCCAGAUACGCGACUCAAUACUACAGAUCACGGGCAUUACAACCAAAGAAGCAGAGGACGACAUUUACCGCUCAUGCACGGAUAAUAAUGUCAUUGUAGUUAGCACGCCAAUGAUGUCUAACGCCGAAAAAUACUGUCGCAUCCGCAGUCUCCCCAUCGGAGCAGUCCGCUACGCUGCCACAGCAUACGUCACACCGCCGGAGGACACAGCCAAAGGAGUCAUACAUAACAUCCCUUCAUAUGACACGGACGAAGACAUUACCAACAGUCUCAUUUACAAGAAGAACCCUACGAUUCUGCAGGCCCGACGCAUGGGCAAGACUAAUUCAGUGCUCAUCGUAUUCGACGGAAAGCAAGUACCGUACCAUGUCUACUACCGCGGAGCAGAAUACAAAUGCUAUCUACAUAAGAAGCGCAUCGAGGUCUGCGACAUCUGCGGGACCGUCGGCCACAGGGCCGAUGUAUGCCCCACUCCAACCCAGAAGAAAUGCAAGAGCUGUGACACAGUAAAUCCACCGGAUGAUCACCCCUGUCACCCUUGCUGCGCGCUCUGCGGCAAAGACCACCCGACUGGGGAUAAGUCCUGCCAUCGCCGCUUCCAGACACCACACCUCCUACUCCAACGACGAUGGGAACGCCUACGACAGGGACAACAAGGAGCUGACCAGGAGAUGGGGCCAUCGACUUCUGCAAAUGGAGACUCAGCUCUGCCAACACCGAAGUCAACACUACAACCGCAGGCUCCCGAACGCAGCAAUUCACGAGGACGCAGUCGGUCUCGUGGACGCAGCCGCUCCCGAGGUCGCAGUCAGUCACAAGGACGCAGUCACUCUCGGAGCGGACCGGAUUCAACACCGCCGCAGCAGCAAGGAAACACAAGCCUUAAAACGACCACAGUCAAAGUGCCAGACGCACCCCCCAAGGUAAGCUGGGCCAGCAUUGUCUCCCACACAGGUCACACCACACAACCUAUAGCAACCCCAGUGAACACAGUUAGUGACGCUACCAUGCACAGCUUCAUGCAGGAGCUCCGAUCCUUACGUGCUGAGAUACAAGAACUCAAGACAGAAAACGCUAAUCUCAAAUCACAACUUGCAGACACACAACCCAAACAUUUACCAUCAAAUGCAGACAUCCUUCCUGUCCCUGCAAUAGAUUGCCCGCAAACCACCCAACAACCAACCUCGCACAAACGCAAAGCUCUCGAACCAAUCUCAAAAGUUGCAACACCAGCAUACACUUCAGAAGGAAAUGUCAACUGUGAGGCCCUCACUGAGCUGCAACAGCGGAUAGAACGCAACCUCAACGAAGCAUUAGAUUGUAAGCUUGCCACAUUGCUCGACGCCUCUAUUGCAAAAGCUCUCGAACGCGCAAUGGACAACCUCCUUACGGCGAAACUAGAAACGCUACUACUGCCCAGAAUUGAGCAAGCCUUUGCGGCAAGAGAACAACAGCGACAGGAAAACAUGGACGACACGCGCAAAGUGCUUCAAGACAUGGUCGCAACUUUGGCUCAAAAUCACAAUACCCGUUUGACAGAAUUGGAAAACACCCUACUCCGUCCCAGAGCAGGUCCCCUAAAGAAGCCGUACUCGCGUCCCGACAAAGAUGGCUGCGAGUAAUCCAGAACGUGUUACCUACUGCAUUUGGCAGUGGAACUGCCGGGGCUUCCGGCGAAAGCGAGCACACUUAGAGCAAUACAUUACCUCUCUCGCACCACAUACUUCCCCCGAUGUUAUCGCAUUACAAGAGACCGGAGAAGCGGCUAAGCUGUCGGGAUACGCGGCAUACACCGCAGUUUGCAAUGAUAACCGCAGGCCCCAAGUAACCACACUAGUUAAGCGAAACAUUCCGGUUAUACAGCAUCACACAGGCAUUGAUACAGCAGCCCACAUUUUUCUGGAGAUCAUCCCGUCUGCAAGGCGCAAGCAACAGAGCCUCUUCAUCCUCAAUGUGUACAGCAGCCCCAGAGAACAACAUAGGUUUCUACGACUUUUCACCAAAGCAGAUCAAGUAGCUAGGGGAGCCCCCCUGCUCAUCGUAGGGGACCUUAAUGCCCCUGCGGUGGCAUGGGGAUACUCAAUGGACCGCCGAAAGGGAAGACAACUAUGGCUUGACGGACAGAAUCUAGGUCUUACUCUUGUCACGGAUCCAACUUCUCCCACUCGUAUGGGAAACAGCGUUAGCAGAGAUACUACUCCGGACUUGACAUUCGCAAAACGAAUUCCACAAGCAGACUGGAUCAACACACAAGACAACUUGGGCAGCGACCACUAUUUAAUCCAAACAACAGUUCGAGUGGGCCCGCGAAAGCCUAAGGGUCGUCAACUCCACAUAACG